This is a messenger RNA of Symbiodinium sp. CCMP2592, 2136 nucleotides long. The record is from the annotation of a GenBank genome assembly. Lineage: Eukaryota; Dinophyceae; Suessiales; Symbiodiniaceae.
AUGCUGAAUGCCUGCUUCGAGUCGAUCGAACACUGGGUUCGACAUUCACUGGGCCACGCCGGGGAUCAUGUCGGGCUGAAGAUCAUGGACGUACUGUUCAAGGAGUUUUCUGGCUUGGGCUUCAUCGGCAUGUUCCUUUUUCUCAUGACGCAAAGUCACGUCACUGAAGAUAUUUUGGGCAAGAAAGUCUUUGGCGACAGUCUGAACGAAAUGGAAGCAGGCGACCCCAUUGCGGAGUCCUUCGAGACAGUACAUAUGAUGAUCUUUUUGCUUAUGGCCGUGUUACUGUUUCAGGCCAUGGCACUACUCCGUGUCACCAAGACUGUCAUUGAGACAUGGGGCCGGUAUGAGCGCGCACGAGCGUGGGGGCUGCGGCAGGACUCACUCGAGUCCUUGUUCUGCAACUUGGCACUGGUCGGGAAUCGCGUGGAGCCUCAUGAGACUGCAGCACCGCAGGACACCUUCACCUACGACGUGUCUUUCUUGCGGUGGAUGGACACGCUGCACAGCUUGGUGAUGUGGCGAGCCAUUCGACACCAGUUCAUUUUCGGCUCGGCCAGGGGCAAGAGCCGUAGCCACAUCUCCUGCCCUCGGCAGUUCAGCUUCGAGGCUUACUUGCGCGAGCGGCUGGGCCACAUCGUCGUGUGUGUGGUGGAGGUGGACAUGUGGAUCUGGCUCACAUCGCUAGUUCUCCUGACGCCAGUGCUGUAUGGCUGUAUCCAUUUGGAUCUUUUUGCCGUUGGCGAGUUCUUGUGCAUGUCAGCCUACUUCCUCCUGAUGGCAGGUGUUGUUGUGGGCUAUCUCCUCGAGCAUGACACGCUCAGCUUGACACCCACCUUGCCGGAGGAUGCACGAAAGAUUCUGAUUCUGUUCUCCGGGACGAGCACCAACAUGCUCAUGAAGCAGUAUGACGUCUCCUCGACCGUCAAUGCUGAGCUGAAGUUCGGUGCUCCUGGACUUUGCAAUGUGGAAAUGGAGAAGGUGGAGCUGGGGCCGAGUCCAGCUGCCAACUUCCAGCGCGCGAGCUUGUCGACCGAAUGGUACGCAUUCAUCUUUGAGCUCCUGGCUUUCUGGCAAGCGAUUCAGGUGACCUGCUUGGUCCUCUUCUACUUGAGCGUUCCCUUCACGGAUCCCAAGGAGAUUGUCCUUUACGCAAUGGCGUGGGCAGAGUGGCCGCUGAUGCUCUUUGGGGUCAUGCCUGUCCUGCUGGAGAGGCUUACGAUCCGGAGCUCCAUUGGAGAUGAAACGGACAAUGCCAUUGUGCGACAGGUGUCCUUGGAGACGAAAUCUGGGCUUCUUCGCUUUCACAUCCGGCUCGCGCAGCUGAUGGGAUACGAGAAGCGAGUGAAAAGGCUCCAGUUCACACAGCAGAACAACGUGUCUGCUUCAACCAUGAAAAGGGCCCAUGCCAUCAUUCGCGCCAAAAGGAUGGUCCGAAAGGAUACCCUUUCGCUGGACGCAGAGGAGCCUGCGAUGACCAAGCAGAGCUCUCUGGUUGCCAAACCCAAAACGAAGAAGUUCCAGUCAGUGGUUCGGAAGGUGCAGCUGUUCAAUCGCAUGACGCACGAAGCCUUGUGGUCCAAAAAGUGGAUACGCGAGACCUGGCAGCGAGGGCUGCGUCUAUUCAGGGCCUUGCCCUACAGCGAGCAGCACGAAAUCGAGCAGAUCUUCGGUAGUCUGGACAUCAACAACAAUGAAGAGAUCAUGCUGGGAGACCUUGCAGCACACUGGAAGGCCAUGGGCUUCCCCAAUUCCGAGGAUGCAGCCCAAGCACUGCUCGAUAGUAUUGACCACGAUGGCAGCAAGCAGCUAACUUGGAGCAAGUUCCAGGCUGUUGCAGCCCUGGCAAUCGCACCUGGAGAUGGGACGGACAGCGAAAGCUGGCAAGACGACUACAUGAUGCUCUUCAACAUUAUCGACCAGAAACGCACCGGACGCCUUACUGUUUUUGAUAUAACGACAUGGCUGGAGGACAUGAGGAGCGGAAUGAGUGAGAUGGACGUCGCCAGCUUGCUCUAUCAGCACUUCGGGCAGGCGAAGCCUUACGUGGACCAGCGCGAAUUCUUGGACUGGAUUGCAAGCAUCGGCCUGCCCCACCACAUGAAAUCGCACUCGCACUCGACCUCCCAGCACUGA